AUGGUGUUAAGCCUUCACAGUGUCACCCAGCUCCUCUCAGGCGGAACCAUGCCCGUUAUCGGGCUCGGGGUCUACCUGAACGAUGAGUGCGCAGAUGCUUGUCAAGUUGCCUUGGAAGAGGGGUACAGGAUGAUUGACUCAGCGAGGUACUACAUGAACGAAGCUCAAGUAGGGGCGGGUGUCCGACGAAGUGGAAUCCCCCGCGAGCAUAUAUUCAUUACCUCAAAGAUCUACCACUUCGACUUCGGUUAUGCGAGGGCCCGCGAAUGUAUUCAGGAAUCAGUGGACCAGCUUGGUUUGGCUUAUUACGACUUGUACUUGAUCCACUCCCCGGUCACUGGGAAGGAGAAGCGACUCUCGACCUACAGAGCCCUCGUCGAAGCGAAAAAAGAUGGCCUCGUGAAGAAGAUCGGCGUUUCAAAUUACUCCGGAAAACACAUCGACGAAAUUAUUGACGCUGGAUUAGAGUUGCCUGAUGUCAAUCAAAUUGAGCUUCACCCUUUCUGCCAACAAAGGCCCAUUGUGGAGUAUUGUCGGGCAAAGGGCAUAACGAUACAGGCGUAUUCUCCGCUUGUGACGGGCCGAAUGGAUCAUGAUGUAUUUAGACUGCUUGCAAAGAAGCACGAUAAAGACGAGGCACAAAUCCUCAUUCGGUGGUCGCUGCAAAAAGGAUAUAUCCCCCUUCCAAAAUCUUCACGUCCAGAGCGCAUCAGAUCUAACGCCCAAGUUUUUAACUUCGAGCUGGAUAACGAUGACAUGGAUGCACUUGAUGCACUUGAUCAAGGAGGAGAAGGUGCGGUAACAUGGAAUCCGGUUGAUGAGGCAUGA
Suillus clintonianus is the source of this 828-nucleotide messenger RNA. RefSeq names its product NADP-dependent oxidoreductase domain-containing protein. The transcript has 8 exons. Lineage: Eukaryota; Fungi; Basidiomycota; Agaricomycetes; Boletales; Suillaceae. Gene Ontology annotation, molecular function: oxidoreductase activity. The coding region runs from base 1 to 828 and encodes 275 amino acids. The record is from RefSeq and is a predicted model, not a curated record.